Molecule: messenger RNA, 1705 nt
Organism: Coccidioides immitis RS
Lineage: Eukaryota; Fungi; Ascomycota; Eurotiomycetes; Onygenales; Onygenaceae
Product: benzoate 4-monooxygenase cytochrome P450
Exons: 1
Coding region: 1-1641 (546 amino acids)
Molecular function (GO): oxidoreductase activity, acting on paired donors, with incorporation or reduction of molecular oxygen; heme binding; iron ion binding
Source: RefSeq, a predicted model, not a curated record
AUGGAGACCCUUGCUGAGCAACAUCCAAGCGAGAAUUUUCGAGUCCUUCCUCUCUUUGUCAUAUUAACCCUCCUUGUAUACAUCAUCGUCGUCCACCCUCUCUUCCUUGGGCCAUACAGUCAUAUCCCAGGGCCUAAGCUCGGCAAAAUAUCUUGGUAUUACAUUGCAUGGUAUGAUUUUUGGCUUCAACGAAACGACAAAAUCGCAAAAUGGCACCAGAAGUACGGCAGCAUCAUCUGCUUUCGGCCUGGAGAAAUUUCCUUUGCUUCUCCGGAACUCAUGAGAGAAAUAUACGGAACAGCCGGGAAAUACACGAAGAGCGACCUCUUUGAGAAUUUCAUGGUAUAUGACCAGAAGCCUUUGUUUUCAAUCGGGUCGUAUUGGGAGCAUAGGAAGAAGAGGAUGUUGAUCUCUUCCUUUUACCACAACACGAAUAUUACAAGACCAGUCAUGGAGAAAUGGCUGAGAAAGAAUAUUCACAAACUUAUGGCAAAUAUUGACAAAAAAAUUGGCCAAACCCGGGGGAACAGCGAUGGAACCAUGGUUAAGGGCAUGAUAGAUGCGUAUCCUUUAUUCAAUUGCUUCGCCUUCGAUAACAUCACGCAUGUACUCUUCGGGUCAAAGUACGGAGCGAAAACGAUUGAGAAUGACUGUCCGGAGCGUAAGAUCCUUCUGGGGAUCAAGCAAGCGCAGAUGUGGGGCCCAUUCAAGUUCAAUUUUCCAGCACUUGCCUGGAUAGCUUCCAAGAUGAUGCACAUUCUCCCCGCGAACGUGGCCUAUCGACUUCUUCCAGAGACCUUGCGUCUCUGUCUCAAGUCCGAGGACGAAAUGGCUGAGUGGAAUUGGCGGUCGUUGCACGCUGCGCUGGCCGAUUUGGACUCUGUAGAGGAUUACACCCUUCUUCGACGCAUGCUUGCUUGCAGAACUAAGGACGGUAACACCUUGACCACGUCAUAUAUAGCCGCCGAGCUCUAUGACAACAUAAACGCAGCCCAGGAAACAGUGGCAGUUGGCCUUAUUUAUCUGAUCUUUCAUCUUGCAAGGCAAAAAGUAUGGCGAACUAAAAUUCGUAACGAACUUGCGGGUCUCAGCCUUACAGAGGAUGGCUAUCCGGGGUGGACGGAUAUAGAUGGUCUGCCCUUGCUUGAUGCAUUUAUGCGCGAAGUAUUGCGAGUUAAUCCUGGUGCCAGCGGACGACAGGAGCGGUAUAUUGAAGACCCGAAGAAGUAUUAUGGAGGUUUUCGCCUUCCCCUUCGUACUCGUGUCACCGCCUCCACCAUUGCACUACACCAUGACCCGCAGGUUUUCCCCGAUCCGGAAGAAUUCUGCCCUGAGAGAUGGCUCCACCAGACGGCCGAAAAGCUGAGGCAGAUGGAGAAGAGCUUCAUCCCGUUUGGAUAUGGAGCAAGGAUAUGUCUGGGAAAAGCUUUCGGGAUCAUGGAAUUGAAGAUGCUCGCUGCGUUCCUACUGCUCCGAUAUGAAAUCGAAACAACGCCGGAGAUGGGAGAUGGGAAAACGGGUCCAAUGUGGCAGUGCGGCUCCAUAGAAGCGGUACCAAUAGGAUUGAAGGGAGAAAUUGUAUUCACCAGAUUGCAUUCAAUGAGUAGCCGCUCUUCCACCAAAUACAUGGAACGGGACUGAAGUAUGACGGGAUUCAAACCUACUCCUUGUGCACCUUACAAAAGUAUAUACACACCUUUCUGCG